Nanorana parkeri is the source of this 3462-nucleotide messenger RNA. It is a transcript of the gene TNPO1, whose product is annotated as transportin 1. Gene Ontology annotation, cellular component: nucleus; cytoplasm. Gene Ontology annotation, molecular function: small GTPase binding; nuclear import signal receptor activity. NCBI's taxonomy places the organism in Eukaryota, Metazoa, Chordata, Amphibia, Anura, Dicroglossidae. The transcript has 24 exons. The record is from RefSeq and is a predicted model, not a curated record. Gene Ontology annotation, biological process: protein import into nucleus. The coding region runs from base 103 to 2775 and encodes 890 amino acids.
GUAGGACCGCGCCGCCGCCUCCUCCAUUUCCCGGCCAGGCAGGCCGCCUCCUCCUCUCCGCCUCGGGAAAGCCGCGCCGUGUCCGUGUCCCGCGCCCCCAGCAUGGAGUACGAGUGGAAGCCGGACGAGCAGGGCCUCCAGCAGAUCCUGCAGCUGCUCAAAGAGUCGCAGUCUCCGGACACGUCCACCCAAAGAGCAGUGCAACAAAAAUUGGAACAGCUCAAUCAGUUUCCAGACUUCAACAAUUAUCUAAUUUUUGUUCUUACAAAGUUAAAGUCAGAAGAUGAGCCUACGCGUUCUUUGAGUGGACUGAUACUGAAAAAUAACGUGAAAGCUCAUUUCCUCAACUUCCCCAAUGGGGUAACCGACUUUAUAAAGAGCGAGUGCUUGAAUAACAUUGGUGACUCAUCCCCACUAAUUAGAGCAACAGUAGGAAUCUUGAUCACAACGAUCGCUUCAAAAGGAGAGUUACAGAAUUGGCCGGAGCUGCUACCAAAGUUGUGUAGUCUGUUGGACUCGGAGGAUUACAACACAUGUGAGGGAGCUUUUGGAGCCCUUCAGAAAAUCUGUGAAGAUUCUACUGAAAUUUUAGACAGUGAUGUAUUGGAAAGGCCGCUUAAUGUUAUGAUCCCCAAGUUUUUGCAGUUCUUCAAACACAGUAGUCCAAAAAUAAGGUCACAUGCUGUUGCCUGUGUCAACCAGUUCAUUAUUGGGAGAACACAAGCUCUUAUGAUGCAUAUUGAUUCCUUUAUUGAGAACUUGUUUGCAUUAGCCACUGAUGAUGAACCAGAAGUUCGGAAAAAUGUUUGCCGGGCACUUGUCAUGUUGCUUGAAGUUCGCAUGGACCGUCUGUUUCCUCACAUGCACAACAUAGUGGAGUACAUGCUGCUGAGAACACAGGACCCUGAUGAAAAUGUGGCAUUAGAGGCUUGUGAGUUUUGGCUGACCCUUGCUGAGCAGCCUAUUUGCAAAGAAGUACUCUGCCGCCAUCUUGCUAAGUUGAUACCGGUUUUGGUGAAUGGGAUGAAGUAUUCAGAAAUCGAUAUCAUCUUACUUAAGGGUGAUGUAGAAGAGGAUGAAGCUGUGCCUGACAGUGAGCAGGAUAUCCGACCUCGCUUUCACAGAUCGCGAACGGUGGCCCAACCUCAUGAGGAGGAUGGGAUUGAAGAAGAUGAGGAAGAUGAAGAUGACCUUGAUGAUGAUGAGACGAUAUCUGACUGGAAUAUAAGGAAAUGUUCAGCGGCAGCCCUUGAUGUGCUUGCUAAUGUAUUUCGAGACGAGCUUCUGCCACACAUCUUGCCUCUGUUGAAAGAACUUCUUUUUCAUCCAGAAUGGGUAGUCAAGGAGUCAGGAAUCCUUGUACUUGGAGCUAUUGCAGAGGGUUGCAUGCAGGGUAUGAUUCCUUACCUCCCUGAGCUAAUACCGCAUCUUAUUCAGUGCCUUGCUGAUAAGAAGGCUCUUGUGCGUUCCAUUACUUGCUGGACCCUUAGCCGUUAUGCACACUGGGUAGUCAGUCAGCCCCCAGACAUGUAUUUAAAGCCAUUAAUGACAGAGCUGCUAAAACGAAUCCUUGACAGCAACAAACGAGUACAAGAAGCUGCUUGCAGUGCCUUUGCUACUUUAGAAGAGGAGGCUUGUACCGAGCUUGUUCCCUAUUUGGCUUACAUUCUGGAUACAUUGGUCUUUGCAUUCAGUAAAUACCAGCACAAAAACCUUCUCAUCCUUUAUGAUGCUAUAGGAACGUUAGCAGAUUCGGUUGGCCAUCACUUAAAUAAGCCAGAGUAUAUUCAGAUGUUAAUGCCUCCACUUAUUCAGAAAUGGAAUGUUUUAAAGGAUGAAGACAAGGAUCUUUUCCCUUUACUUGAGUGCCUAUCUUCCGUUGCUACUGCACUUCAGUCUGGUUUUUUACCAUAUUGUGAACCUGUAUACCAGCGUUGUGUGAACUUGGUACAAAAGACCCUUCAGCAAGCAAUGAUGCACAAUGCUCAGCCAGACCAGUGUGAGUCUCCAGAUAAAGAUUUUAUGAUUGUGGCCCUAGAUCUAUUGAGUGGACUAGCUGAAGGGCUUGGUGGCAACAUUGAACAACUUGUGGCUCGGAGCAACAUCUUGACUCUAAUGUACCAGUGUAUGCAGGAUAAAAUGCCAGAGGUGAGGCAAAGUUCUUUUGCGUUACUGGGAGACCUGACCAAGGCAUGCUUUCAACAUGUCAAAUCAUGCAUUGCGGAUUUCAUGCCCAUCCUAGGAACAAAUUUAAACCCUGAAUUAAUUUCUGUAUGCAACAAUGCUACCUGGGCGAUUGGUGAAAUUUCUAUACAAAUGGGAAUUGAAAUGCAGCCUUAUGUUCCAAUGGUGUUGCACCAGCUUGUAGAAAUCAUUAACAAACCCAACACGCCAAAGACUCUUUUAGAGAAUACAGCAAUAACAAUUGGUCGUCUUGGUUACGUUUGUCCUCAAGAGGUGGCCCCCAUGCUACAGCAGUUUAUAAGACCCUGGUGUACUUCAUUACGGAACAUCCGGGACAAUGAGGAGAAAGAUUCUGCUUUUCGUGGAAUUUGUACUAUGAUCAGUGUUAAUCCUGGAGGUGUAGUGCAGGAUUUUAUAUUUUUCUGUGAUGCUGUUGCAUCAUGGAUUAAUCCAAAGGAAGAUCUUCGAGACAUGUUCUGUAAGAUUCUUCACGGAUUUAAAAACCAAGUAGGGGAUGAAAAUUGGAGACGCUUCUCAGACCAGUUUCCACUUCCCCUUAAAGAACGUCUUGCAGCAUACUAUGGAGUUUAACCUAGAUGUGCUCUAGCUGCAGUCUCACCGUUAGGGGUCCUUCAGUCUGGGAGACAGCGGGGGAGCCUCUGCACCCAGGGAAAAAGCUACCCUUUAACAGGGGGGAAGGGCAAACCAGUAGGGAACACAGUACAAUCCCAAAGCCUACUGGGAGGGGCGGGAGGGAGGUGUUGCCGUCACUGUAUUAAGUCGAUGUUGGGAAACGUUUAAACCGUCUGGAGCCUUUGUGGGUGGAAAUAUGUCUCCUUUACAAUUCUGCACUGGAUGUGAAGAAGCAAAUUCUCAUCGCCAAACAGCACAUUCUGGUAUAUUGGGAAUUGUACUUAAAGAGUACCUUUAUAAUUGAACUCUAGAGGGUUAAGUAAGAAGAAACAAAUUUUUGCACACUUCAGAGGAAAUCUUAAGAAUGGGGGAUUAUAGCAGUAAAUGGCAUUUAUUUUAAAGCAAAAGGGUUGCCUAACUAUCCCACUAAUUGGGAAUUUUCUGUGUUUGCAUGUUAAUGAAGACAUAAAUAGAUGAAGUUGGCAAAGUUAAACACACCUUGCUGCGCGUAUUAAGAGCAGAUAAUUGCAGUCUACACUUCAAAUGCCUGUGAAAUAAGUUAAGAUCUACUGCAUAAAUUGAUGUCCACCAAAAUGCCAAAUUUAGUAUUUUUUUUUAUAUUAUUUAUUUUUUUUUUUCUCUUCA